This is a messenger RNA of Hypoxylon fragiforme, 576 nucleotides long. Its product is annotated as bola-like protein. Gene Ontology annotation, biological process: intracellular iron ion homeostasis. The coding region runs from base 135 to 470 and encodes 111 amino acids. Gene Ontology annotation, molecular function: 2 iron, 2 sulfur cluster binding. Gene Ontology annotation, cellular component: cytosol; nucleus. NCBI's taxonomy places the organism in Eukaryota, Fungi, Ascomycota, Sordariomycetes, Xylariales, Hypoxylaceae. The transcript is spliced from 2 exons. The record is from RefSeq and is a predicted model, not a curated record.
AAACGAGAACAGUCCACACAGCCCGGCGCACACAUCCGUGGUGUAAACUAGUACCUCGGUACACAUCUACCUACCUACUUACCUACUCCCACACCACCGCGAUCGGACCGCACCGCACCAAACCGCAAAACACAAUGAGCGAGUCCAGCAUAACCGAAGCGUCGCUCAAAGCGGCGCUGACCGACCGACUGCAAGCCGUGCACGUGGAAGUAACAGACAUGUCCGGCGGCUGCGGCCAAUCCUUCACCUCCCUCAUCGUCUCCCCCACCUUCGCGGGACAGAGCAGCCUAAAGCGGCACCGCGCCGUGAACGCCGCGCUCAAGGCCGAGAUCGCGUCGAUCCACGCGUGGAGCGCCAAGUGCCAGACGCCGGACGAGUGGGAGCGGGACAAGGCCAAGAACAGCGGCGACGGGACUGGCCCGCCGAUGGACGGGACGGUGCGGGGCCAGGUCCAGGGGGUCGAUGCGUGAGAGGGGGGAGUGGCGUACUGGACUGCGCUUGGGUACCUGCGGAUCUACGGAUGGCUAUUGAGUUGGAAUUUAGGUAAUGCACGGAUAGAAUAAGGGGUCAGGGGGG